Neoarthrinium moseri is the source of this 855-nucleotide messenger RNA. RefSeq lists its product as uncharacterized. The coding region runs from base 1 to 855 and encodes 284 amino acids. The transcript has 3 exons. The record is from RefSeq and is a predicted model, not a curated record. Lineage: Eukaryota; Fungi; Ascomycota; Sordariomycetes; Amphisphaeriales; Apiosporaceae.
AUGUCCUCAAUGAAAGAGCAGUUUUGGGCUGCGAGGCAUCCUCCCAAGAACCCCUCUCAUCUGUCAUUCAACAACAAAGUUAUCCUUGUCAGCGGGGCUAAUGACGGCUUGGGGUUUCAAGCUGCUCUCAAAUACGCCCAACUGGGUGCGUCGACCCUGAUACUAGGAGUGCGAUCGAAGGAGAAAGGGGAAGCAGCCAAGGUGUCUAUUAUACAACAAACGCAAUGCUCCAACAUCACCGUCAUGACCGUUGAUCUUUCGACAUUCGCUUCUGUCAAAGACUUUGCCCGUCGCGUUAACGAGGAAGUCCCACAGCUACAUGUCGUCCUACUUUGCGCUGGAAUCAUGACCUCCAAAUACGAGAAAAGUCCUGAUGGCUUCGAGAUGGCACUGCAAGUCAAUGUCCUUUCGACCGCUUUGAUGGUCCUACUAUUGCUUCCCAAGCUUCAGAAAACCGUGUGUUCUGAUGGGUCAAUUCCCCAUCUUUGCAUCGUCAACAGUUUGGCUACUCAGGAGAUCAAGCCCGAAUUGAUUCCGACAGACAACAUGCUGAUACAGCGGCUCAACGAUGCUUCAAAGUUUGAUUUCUACGCCCAUUAUUACCUCGUGAAGCUAGCUGCGCGUUUCUUCGUGCAGGAACUAGCUACACAAAAAUCUGCUGAGGAAGGCAGUCGUACCCUGGUCAGUGCCACUGCGCUUGGAUCUGAAAGUAAUGGGAAACUAUGGUUGAAUGAUGAGCUUCCUCCACCGGGCCCUUUUAUGGCCAGCCAGUGUGCUGCAGACUUGUCACCGGCGACAUUUCAAGAAAUUCUGACGAUCUUACGCCAACAUUGUGACCUGGAAGGCAUGCUAUAG